UUUGAGAAUGUUUGGUCAGUGCAGGUUACCUGUUUUUCUAGAGAGAUCUGGCAACACGUGUAAGCAGUGAAGUUUAGCGAUUUAGCAUUAUCCUUAGUUUGAGCUGGCAAGAUGGCAUCAGUAUUAAGACACUCUACCAAAUUCAGCCCGUCUGGGUUUGUAUCACUGCUGUCUGGAAAAAGCAGUCAUGGGAGAAUCUGUGCUCUGCCAUACAUUGUAUCUAAAAACAGAUACUCCUCAUCCUCAAACAUUAAAGUGGACCUGGACAGUAGUAAUGGUGUUGCUAUAAUGCAGUUCCAAAAACCUCCUGUCAACAGUCUCAGUCUUGACUUUCUGACUGAGUUUGCUAUUCAUUUAGAAAAACUGGAGCUGGACAGAAGCUGCAGGGGUGUGAUCUUAACAUCCGCCCAGCCGAAGGUGUUUUCUGCAGGCCUAGAUAUUUUGGAAAUGUAUAAAAAGAGCCCAGAGCACUGCGCAGAAUUCUGGAAGGCCGUACAGGAGGCGUGGCUUAAGCUUUACGGGUCCACCAAGGUCACAAUCGCUGCUAUCAAUGGCUCCAGUCCUGCAGGCGGCUGUUUGUUGGCUUUGUGUUGUGACUACAGGAUCAUGGCCGAUAACCCUCGCUAUAGCAUCGGUCUCAAUGAAACACAACUUGGUAUAGUUGCACCUUUUUGGUUUAAGGACUCCAUGACAAACGUUGUGGGCCAUAGAGAAACCGAGAAGGGUCUUCAGCUGGGUUUACUGUACAGUGCCCCUGAAGCCCUGAAGAUCGGUUUGGUGGAUGAGCUUGUUCCUGAGGAUAAAGUUCUCAGCGCCGCUACUGAAAACAUGAAGAAAUGGUUGGCCAUCCCAGAUCAUGCCCGUCAGAUAAGUAAGUCCAUGAUGAGAAAACCCACAAUAGACAAACUUCUUGCAAACAGAGAAGCCGACACCGCAAACUUUGUCAGUUUCACCACCAAAGACUCCAUCCAGAAAUCUCUUGGCGUGUACAUGGAGAUGCUGAAGAAGAGGAGGUCUUGAGGACCGGAGCACGUGCCUGUUGUUGAAGUUGCCUUUGUGGAGCACAUCAGUGUCGCAUUUCUCUAUUUUAGUCAACUUUUGUCUUUUCUAGUUCAUUUUGAAGUCUUUAGUUUUAGUUCUUAAAUAUUCGAUAACACUUCAUUUUACAGUACCUUUGUUACACAUAACAGUACAUUAUGCAUAAUUACAAGCAACUUACCCUAAACCAAACUCUGUAUAUGUUAUUAAUUAAUAUUACUCAGUUUAUUGAGAUUAUUGGAUAUUGAUUAUACCAUUGAUAAUACUAUUUCCGUUUUUCUAAAAUGUUACAUUUAAUUCAGUGUGCCAUUUCUUUGUUGUUAUGAAAUUUACUUUCUGAAUAAAAAAUGUUUCAACACCA
Molecule: messenger RNA, 1399 nt
Organism: Cyprinus carpio (common carp)
Lineage: Eukaryota; Metazoa; Chordata; Actinopteri; Cypriniformes; Cyprinidae
Gene: eci1
Product: enoyl-CoA delta isomerase 1
Biological process (GO): fatty acid beta-oxidation
Cellular component (GO): mitochondrion
Molecular function (GO): enoyl-CoA hydratase activity
Source: RefSeq, a predicted model, not a curated record